ACACGCGUGCCAUUGGAUUUUUGCAUUACCAGAGAAGAGCAGAGCUGUUAACUCAGGACAAAUGAACUUAUAACAAAAUAUUGCAUAUAGAGUAGUUUAAAGACUGUGGGAAUCAAGAACAGCCUUUCACCAUGGUUAUUCCAUAAAGAUGUGCAGCGUGGAUUCAAGGAGAAUAUUGUUUUUGUUCUCAGCAGGUAAUAAGUUUAGGUCUGAGUCGAGGAACUGCAGAACGCACACUGUCAGAGGAGAAACAUGCCUGCUGCAAGAAAAAUGCUCCAGGAGGCCUUGUGCUGCUACACCGCAGAUACCCUCAUCGACAUCGACACAGUGAAAGAAUUCUGUGAGCAGAGUUCUGAAUGGAUGCUACAGAGGGAGAAAGAGGUGGAUAUGAUGAUUGACAUCAAAUCCAGGGCAGAUAACAUUGACCUCAGCAUCGGCCAUAUUACCCAGUCACAGACCAAAGGUAAAGCCUUUCUGCAAUAUAUGAAGAGCAAGGUAACCCUGCAGGGUACUGCAGACGGCAGGCGAGCAGAGCUGGAGGAGGAGCUGGCUGCUCUGCUGAAGUCCACUCUGGAAGGCCUGGGGGAGCUCGACCGCUUCUUGGCUGCGGUGGAGAAUUUGGCGGUCACCUCACUUCCUUUGUUCAUGGAUGAGAACCAGGUGUUACAUCUGCCUGAAGGGAUCAGCCCUGUAAUGGUUCAGGUUGUCAUCAUUACUGCACGGAUGAUCUGCCCUCACCUCCUCAAGUUUAAAAGAGUUGCAGACGCCUUCUUCUGCCCCAAACUUCAGAAUGUGGAAGUGCUGGCAUAUCAGCUGGACAAAUACAUAAGGACCACCGAGAAAAUCUGUGAGAAGUUAGAGAGAAGCUCCUUCUGUGACUUUUGCCUGAAGAUGAACGACGAUACACUGGUAGAACUCGCUGUGGAUUUGUCUGAAGACGACACACAAAGGAUGCUUCAUCACAUUAAUCAGCUCGAGGAACUCAGGAUGAACCAGAGCUUCCGGAUGGUGUUCUUGUUUCAGGGGGACGAACCCUGCUCUGAUUUCAUCAAUAAGUUUAAAGAGCGACAGCCGAGGAUGGAACAGUCUCUCAAGGACCUGGAAGAGCAUGCUGUUCAGUUAGACAGGAUGAAUAUGGGAGCAAAGAUCUCCAGUGUGGCAGGCAGCUCAGUGGGGGCAGUAGGAGGUGUGCUCUCCAUCGUUGGUUUGGCUUUAAUUCCUGUAACAGCUGGAGUGUCUUUAGUUCUGACAAUGGCCGGGGUAGGCAUGGGAAUUACAAGCGGAGUCAACAGCGCUGUCACCACUGGCACAGAGAUUAGAGUAAAUAGUACAUAUCAAAAGAAAGCCAGAGAAGUCUUCGAGAGCUUCAGGGAGGAUGUGCAGUGUCUCCAGGAUUGUCUGGAGGUCGUCACCAAAAGAGAAAAAAUCCACAUAGAUGUUGUUCUCGGGGUCGGCAAGGUGCUAGCUAAAGUAGGUGUUAUUGGAAAAGGUAUUGACUCAUUAGUUGAUGCAGCCUCUGCUUUCAAGCUGUUAAGAAGUGAAGAGCUGGCUAUGAGUGCUGCUAAAGUGGCAGUGCAGGAAGGGAAAGCUUUACGCAGCGUUCCCAGGGUGGCGUCAGAUAUCCCAGAUAUCGGUCAGGCAGCAGUCAAAGGGCCUCUUGCCCUCUCCAAGUCAGCCAGGGCCGGUUUCAUUGGGCUCAAUGCUCUGUUCCUCGGCAUGGAUAUCUUCUUCAUCUGUAAAGAUAGCAUGAGUCUGGCCAAAGGAAGCGAAACUGAGGUCUCACAGUUGAUCAGAGCCAGAGCAGCACUUUGGAGAUCAGAGGUGGACUCAUGGCAGAAGAUCCAUGACUUCCUCUGCGAAGGUUUGAAGAUAUCGGAAGAAAACAAGGCUAUCCUGGAGACACCAAUUUUUCCAGAGAGGAAGAUUAAGAAGCGCUAAGCAACUUAAAUAGACGGCAACUGACAGCUAAAUGGAGACAAUAACUGUAUUUUUUCUUUGUUGCCAAACCUGACACUAUAACCACAUAAUGAGACUGAUUUAAACUGCUUACACAUCACUGUUCAUCACAUAUAUCUUUGAGAAGUUCCUAAUUCUAAGAAGUGAUUUUUCUAAACCUUUCCUAUAUACAAAUGUUAAACAAAAUAUCAAUCAAUCAUGUAAUCACAUUCAAUGUAUAUAACCCCUGCAGUGCACAAGGAACAACUAAACAAGAGAAACUCCAGAAUAAACGGGUUCAAAUGAAAAAGAAACGUCGGGGCGAGCAACUGAAGAGGGAUCCCGCAACAAGGACGUGGAAAAUAUGUUGUGUGUACAGAAUAAAUGAAGUUAAUUCUAUAAUAUGUAUGAUCUGCAUUAUUUGUAUGUAUAAUUCUAACUACAUUUUUUUCUUGUACAAAUGAAUCAAUAAAGUUUAAAAAAGUUAAA
Molecule: messenger RNA, 2424 nt
Organism: Trematomus bernacchii (emerald rockcod)
Lineage: Eukaryota; Metazoa; Chordata; Actinopteri; Perciformes; Nototheniidae
Exons: 6
Coding region: 253-1938 (561 amino acids)
Biological process (GO): lipoprotein metabolic process; lipid transport
Cellular component (GO): extracellular region; membrane
Molecular function (GO): lipid binding
Source: RefSeq, a predicted model, not a curated record